GCCAGAGUGCCACAGGCGGUUGUGUCUGCUCCUGUGGUAGCACGCUCAGUAAGUUCUGCCCUGGAGCUUUCAAGGAGAAAGCCCCGCCGACCGGAUACACCUUUUCGGCUGCCGACAUCGAUUAAGUGAUUGGGCUGCCCCACUGUCGAUGGCAGACGCCGAUAAAAAUGACGAUCCGACCACAAAAGCGAAUGCGUGCCAGCGGCGCUGCUGCCCCGCCCCCUCCUUCAAAAACCCUGAGGUCCUGGGGUUUAUGUGGGACCGCAUCGGCGCCACCGUGUUAUUUAUCACCAUCCUCACGGUGCUGCCGGGCUUAACGGUGCUGGCGCGACGGGAAGGCGGCUGCUACAAGUACGACUGCCCCUAUGCCAACGAAGAUGAUGACGAUUUGUGUGAUUUUAUGGGUGGCGACCGCGAGCGCGGGCGCUGGUACUGCAAGGACCCAGGCGACGUGCGGCACCCGCAGGACAAGCUCUGCGCGAAGGAUCCACAGUGCAAGGUCUACGGGCUGUCGCCGGCGUCGACGAUCCCAUUCGUCGCGACGGUGUCAGGCUUGUGCUGCGCGGUACUGAUGCCGCUCGUCGGCGCCUUUGUCGACCACUCGCCGAAGCGCUGGGAGGCCCUUGUCGCGACGGCGGCACUGCUUAUUGCGGCGAACGCGUUGCAGAUCUCGCUCGGGCCCCGGACCUGGUUCGCCGCGGGCCUGAUCCAGGCCACGGUCGGCGCGGGCAGCUACAUGGCGCACCAGGCGUGUCUCUUCGCAUAUAUUCCGGAGAUGGUCGCCGACCCGAGUGAGGUGCCGAGCGUGACGGGCGUGCUUAAGGCCUGGGAGUCGCUCGCGAUUAUCCUCUACUUGGUUAUAGUUGGAGCCGGCGUCGGGCCCCUCUUCACCCGCGAGGGGCCGUCGGGCGAGGUCGAUCUGGCCCGCGUCGGUCAGGUCGUGGCUGUCGUCGUCGGGGCGCCGUUGAUGGUCCUCGGAAUGUUCCGCUACCUAGGCCGUAGGCCGGCGCUCCAGGAACUGCCUGAGGGCCGGAGCCUCUGGUCUAUCGGGUUCUACCGCGUCGCCGCCACCGUAAAGACGCUCCGCACAGAAUUCAGAACGCUCGGCUGCUUCUAUCUCGGCUACGCCUUCUGGGAGAGCGCGAACACCGCCGUCGUAUCCUUGACCGGAGCAUACGUAUUGGAGCAGCUCGGCAUGGACGCGGGCGACUUCAUUAUCAUUGCCCUCCUAUUUGUGCUGUGCGCGAUUCCAGGGGCGAUAACGUCGAUCAAGAUCGCCGACAAAGAGUGGCUCUCGCUGAAGGCUUCUGUGGCUGGAGCCCUGGUCUUGUCGAGCGUAUGUCUUUGCUGCGUGUCCGCGUUUGUGUACUCGUCAGGUACGGGCCCGUACGUCUUCGCCAUCGUGCCCUUCCUGGGCUUCGCCAACGGCUGGGUCUACCCGGCGCAACGGAAUUUACUGGUCGCAUUGAUACCCGGCGGGUGCGAGGCCGAGAUGAUGGGCUUCUUCCAGUUCAGUGCCAUGUCGCUCUCGUGGGCCCCGUCCCUGGUAUUCCUCGCCAUGGGUGAGACGACGGGGGAGUAUCGCGAAGCGAUUCUCGUCUGCCCGAUCUUCUGGCUCGGCGGGCUAGCGGUCCUCUACUUCUGCGUCGACGUCGACAAGGGCCUCGAAGAGGUCGAGGCGACGCUGGACAAGCGCUUCAAGUCCGGCGCCGCGGCCGCGCCCGCCGCCGCCCCCCAGGCGGCGCCGGAGAAGGCCUGACCACCACUUCCAAUUCAUCGACCCCAUCUUUUCGUUCGCACCCCGUAGUUCCGGCA
This is a messenger RNA of Pelagomonas calceolata, 1815 nucleotides long. NCBI's taxonomy places the organism in Eukaryota, Pelagophyceae, Pelagomonadales, Pelagomonadaceae. The record is from the annotation of a GenBank genome assembly.